This is a messenger RNA of Lycium barbarum (goji berry), 2011 nucleotides long. Its product is annotated as IRK-interacting protein-like. The transcript has 3 exons. Bases 196 to 1884 code for a protein of 562 amino acids. NCBI's taxonomy places the organism in Eukaryota, Viridiplantae, Streptophyta, Magnoliopsida, Solanales, Solanaceae. The record is from RefSeq and is a predicted model, not a curated record.
UGAGACACCCCCAUCAGUCACACUACACCCCCACUAUCCUCUCUUCUCUUGUGUCCCUAUCUCUGUUUUUUGUUUUGUAGUCCUCCAGAAUUAUUCUCUCCAAAUAAAAAUCUAAGUCAUUGAAGCAAAAAUAUGCACAUACACAAAUUCACUUCUUAAUGUGCCUUGUCUCUGGGUAUUUUUCUUAUCCAUUAAAUGGCUGAAAAACAAAUAUCUCAAGAAAAUGAUGAAGUUGGCCGUAAGAAGGAAUACAAUGGAGCAAUUAGUAGACAAGAAGUUGAAGCUGCCAUUGCUAAAGCUGUAGAGCUAAGAGCUACUCAUGCAUCUUUAUUACAGGGCAUUAAUAAUAGCCCUGCUAAUCUCAUGAAGUGUCCUAAUUCUUCUUCUUCCCCUGCUAACCUCUUCUCUGCCCAAGAUUAUCCUAUUUUCACACCAAGUUAUGAAGCAGCUCCAUUACCUGGAUCCAAACAACUACUCCAGGACACUCGAGACUACACUGACCUUUGGGAUGAUUAUGGCCUUGGAGGAGUAGGAAAUUGUGAUGAAGCCAGUUUCUCGAAUUACACAAAGGCGAAUUCCUCCUUAAGGAAAGGAGGAAUUUCACCCCAUAUCUGUCCAGCUGAUGAUCAGAGAUCGGUCACCAGCUCUUGUGCUGGUCAAACUCAAAUCACUCUGCUCAGAACAACCUCUCCUGGUGGUGAUUACUCUAUCUCUAGAAGAAACUCUAUGGGAGACUUGAGAUCAUUUUCAUCUUGCAAUAGGUGUAAACCUGCUAUAGUAAGUACUCGGAGCUCUAAUGUAAUCGUGCCAUUGACAGAUUCACACUCUUUAAAUCAAUUGCACCCAAAGAGUAAAGGGAUGAACUUGUCAUGGUUGUUCCCUAAGCUAAAGAAGAAAAACAAGAAUGAAAAUUCAUGGAGAGAAUUCGAGGAUAUUUCUUCUGUCGAAACAUUGAAGAAAGAGCUUGUGGAAGCGAAGGAGAGAAGAGAGUCAGCCCUGAUGGAAGCCGCAGAAAUGAAGUCUUCUUUAGGAGAGUUAAAGCAAAAAUUGGAGUACUUAGAAACUUACUGUGAGGAGCUCAAGAAAGCCUUGAAACAAGCAAAUGUUCAAGCAAAAGAUAAUUCACUAGUAUUCAACAAGCUUAUAGACCUUCCAAGAGGAGAAAACACGAUUCCUGUUAGUGAAGAGGUAAUGGUUGAAGGGUUUUUGCAGAUAGUAUCAGAAUCAAGACUAUCAGUGAAGCAAUUUUGUAAGACUCUUAUUGCACAGGUUGAAGAGACGGAUAACUCUUUAACCGAUAACUUAAACCUUCUACUUCAACCUUACAAGCUUUCUCUUAAUUCGAAGCUCUCAAAGGCGGUGUUAUACCAUGUGGAAGCCAUCAUAAACCAGUCACUCUUCCAAGAUUUCGAGAACGUUGUGUUCCAAAAGAACGGCGCUCCAAAGCACUUGGACCCUCAACAAGAUUGCAACGAUCAGUUCUCGUCCUUUGUCUCGUUGAGGAACCUAAGCUGGAAUGAAGUGCUAAGAAAGGGGACAAAGUAUUAUAGUGAAGAUUUCAGCAAAUUUUGUGAUCAGAAGAUGUGUUGCAUCAUCACAACACUUAACUGGAGAAGGCCAUGGCCAGAGCAACUCCUGCAGGCAUUCUUUGUUGCUACUAAGUGCAUUUGGUUGCUGCAUUUGCUCGCCUUUUCGUUCGACCCUCCCCUUGGGAUUCUCAGGGUUGAAGAGAAUACAACUUUUGAUAAUAAUUACAUGGAGGAUGUAUUUGCAGAUAAGCAAAAAACACAAGGUUUGGUUAAGAUCAUGGUAAUGCCUGGUUUCUAUGUGCGUGAUAAAGUACAUAGGUGUAAGGUAAUUUGUAGGCAUAAAUCUGCAACCUAAAUUACUAAUUAGGAUCUCUUUCUUAAUUCUUUUUUAUCUAACUUGUAAUGUUGAUCUCAUGCUAAUCAUUUGCUUGAACAGAUUAUCUAAUAUACUUCUAUGAAACAAUUACUUAUUAUCCAAUUCU